Entelurus aequoreus (snake pipefish) is the source of this 1066-nucleotide messenger RNA. RefSeq names its product isochorismatase domain containing 2 (gene isoc2). Bases 347 to 940 code for a protein of 197 amino acids. The transcript has 7 exons. The record is from RefSeq and is a predicted model, not a curated record. Gene Ontology annotation, cellular component: cytoplasm. Lineage: Eukaryota; Metazoa; Chordata; Actinopteri; Syngnathiformes; Syngnathidae.
CACUUAUCCCCGUGUCGUCGGGCGGCGAUUGCAGCUCCUCUUUCUGUGCCUCGGUCGGUGACUCCGCAUUGUCGGACAUUUUAGGCUACGACUGCGUGUAACAGUAACCUGAAAGCAGAAAGGGGCGUUCGCGUCUUGCUACUACGCUGAUUGGCUUACAGAAACGUCAAUCGUUUAGAUGCCUUAAUCUCAUUGGCUGUUUGGCUAUUGGGGGCGUGGUUUAUACAACUGCUUGAACUUCCGCCGUCUUGCUUCUCUUUGUUUACUUUGCUCUUUGGAGAAGCCACAUGGUAGCAGUUUAAGAGUGCAGUGUAACUUCUCACCCACUGACACGCAGGACAGCAACAUGGCAGGCGUGGGCAGACUGUCCAGCAAGGACGCGGUGCUCCUUCUGUGCGACAUGCAGGAAAAGUUCCGGCCCAACAUCUUCCAGUUCACCAACAUCGUCAGCAACGCGGCCAGGUUGCUUCAGGCCAGCCGGGUUCUGGGCAUCCCCGCCAUCCUGACGGAGCAGUACCCCAAAGGUUUGGGACCCACGGUGCCGGAGCUGGGGGCCGGGGAUCUGAAGCCGCACGCCAAAACAUCCUUCACCAUGAUGAGCGAGGACGUGGUCGGGGAGCUGCAGGCCUUGGGGAACCCCAAACUAGCCAUCCUCUGCGGGAUCGAGGCGCACGCUUGCAUCGCGUGCACGACCUUCGACCUGCUGGAAAAGGGAAUGGAGGUCCACAUCGUGGCUGAUGCCGUGUCAUCGCGGAGCCAGACAGACCGCCUGUUCGCGCUGUCCCGCCUGAGGCAGAGCGGCGCUUUCCUCACCACCACCGAGGCCGUCCUGCUGCAGCUGGUCCAGGACGCACGGCACCCCAACUUUAAGGAGAUUCAGACGCUCAUGAUGCAGCCGUCCCCCGACACCGGCCUGCUGGCCUUCUUCAGCGCCCUCUAGGAAGACCACCCUGCAGGACUGGGUCUCCCUGCAGGACUAGGUCUCCCUGCAGGACUGGGUCCCCCUGCAGGACUGGGGUCUCCAAAGUCCUCAAGCAAUAAAGACAUACUCGAAUUUCCCGCCUGU